AUGAAUUCAUCGCAAGAAAAAAGAAGUUGUUUAUAUGCAGGUGUAUUCUGUCGAUGCUGGCCUAUUGCCGUUGGCGUUUGCGUGUCAGUCAGUCUUGCAAGUGUACUCAUUCUUUAUCUUGUUGUUCGUAUACGCUCUGGUAAUAAACAACGCAAUCCUCUAUCAGUACCAGGCGAUGAUAUACAUUCUCAAAUGGAAUGGGAAGAUGAUAUUGGACUUAAUAUUAUUGUCAAUCCAUUAGAAGAAACAAAAAAACCCGUCCAACCAAUAAAUAUUCAAAAUAUGGAAGAAAUGAUGCAAGAAUAUGAAGGUGGUAGUAGUUCUGAAGAAGAUGAUGAAUGUGAUGGUCAAAGUCAUAAUGAAUAUUCAUCUGAAGAAGAAGAUGAAGAUUAUGAUAAUAAUCAAAUAAAUCAAAAGAAACAUAAUCAUCAAUUAGAAUGGGAUGAUGAUGAUAUAGAAUAUGGACCAAAAAAAGUUUGA
Messenger RNA from Adineta steineri, 480 nucleotides. Lineage: Eukaryota; Metazoa; Rotifera; Eurotatoria; Adinetida; Adinetidae. The record is from the annotation of a GenBank genome assembly.